Cotesia congregata is the source of this 7593-nucleotide messenger RNA. Lineage: Eukaryota; Metazoa; Arthropoda; Insecta; Hymenoptera; Braconidae. The record is from the annotation of a GenBank genome assembly.
AUGUCUGAAUCUUCUAAAAUGGGCCUAUUUGGCUCCAAAGAGGAAAACAGUUGUUUAAACAGUGAUCCAGCCAAUAAAGAUGAAUCUCCAGAACGUUAUGCACCAUACAGUGUUGAUAGUGAUUCAGAAACUUAUGAUACAGAAGCACUAAGCAUUAUGGAUAUCAAUGAUAUAAUUGGAGUUCAAUCAGAACCCGUUGAUUCAACUUUAGAAAGUGAAAUAGCAGCUUUGUCUAAGAUCAUCGAUUCCAAAACUGAUAUUGUUGAUAAAAAUACUAUAAAUACAAAUUUGAGUGUAAAUACAGUUGAAGCUACUCCAUCAAUUAAUUUAUUGACUAAUUCAGGAGAUAAACAAUCUGAAAGUUCUGUGAAAAAUAAUGAUAGUAAUGAUUUUCAAUUAGGUUCUAGUGAUGUUGAUACUGCAUCAAAUACAUUAAGUAUUAAUAAAAAUACAAAUGAAUUUAUUCAACAUCAAGAUACAUCAACGAAUUUUGAUAUAAAAGAAACCGGAGAAAAUUAUAAAAGUUCAAUUGUUACAGACGUAUUAAGUAUUAAUAAAAGCCUUCAAUUAAUCGGAGAUGCCUAUACGUCAGAAGAUUCCCAAGAAACAGAAUUAGAUGAAGUACGAGUUGAUGAAGAACCAAAAGUUGUAUUUUCUUGUAAACCGCUUGUGGAUAAACAAAAUAGUAAAACAGACCAUGAAGGUAAUCUUGAAGGUAUUGAAUCUAUCGACAUUCCUGUCGAUGUUCCAUCAAUUGUAGAUAUAAAUAUUGAAAAUAAUGAAAUUAUAGAAAAAUCAUCAUUAGAAUCUAUAGUCGUAGUAUCUGAUAAUGAUAAUAAAUUAAUUGAUCAAGCAAAUAAUGAUACGAACUCGUGUAAGUUGAUAUUAGAUCAAGCGAAACAAAUUGUAAGUAAAGCAACUUGUCCAGAAGACGAAUCACCAGUACAAGCACCAAUAAAUGUUUUUACUGAAUCUACAUCUUCAGUAAACGUUGCACAAUCAUAUUCACAGGACAAGGAGUCACAGAGUUUAAAAAAAGAUAGUGAUCUUUUUGUUUCCAAACAAACAAAAAUCAAGCCAGAUAAUGAAAGACAACUUUGUCAAGCUGAUUUGAGUGUCAAUAAUGUUGAAUUUUUUGGAAUCGAUUCAAAUGUUAAAGAAAAUUCUACUUUAGUCGACGAUGAAAUCGAUGAUAAUAAUCAAAAUAUUUUAACUCCUCAUUUAGAAGAAACAUCAAGCAACAUUACACAAAAUUUAGAAUCUUUAAUUACUCCAUCUGUAACGGAUGAGGAUGUUGCAAAAAAUGUAAGUACUGCUGACGAAAUAACAAAUGAAGCAAGUUCAACGACCAAUGUCACGGAGAUAAUCGAUCAGUCAACUCCUGUUAUAAUUUCAGAUUAUUCAAGUAGUGUUACUGAAAAUUUAAAUUUAAAAGAUUUAUGUGAAAAUCUUUCGUCUGAAGAUCAAACAUCGGUCGCUAAUAAUAUUCAAAUGUCAAUUGUUGAAAAAAGUGAAGAAAAUCUUUUUAAUAAUGAAAAUAAGUCCAAAGAAACAAAUGAAGUAGCCGAAGAACCUGAAAAUAAGAGUGAAACUAUGGAAAUUACGAAUAUUGAAGCAUUCGAUGUAAAAGAUAAAAUUAUUGAGGAAAGUGAAACAAUCAACGAAUGUAACAAAUCAAUAUUAUUACCAAGCUGUUCAUUUGAAAACGAAGAAGAAACAACAAAAGAUGUAAUUGAAGAAAAUACUCUUGAAUGUAUUGAUAAUAUUUUAAAUGAAACGGAACAAAACAAAACUGAUUUAAAAGAUAAUUACAUCAAAGAUUCUUCUGAGAAUAUUAAAUCAGACGUGUCUUGUGAAGAUGUAAAAUCAAUUGAAAAUGAUAAAAAUACAAAUAUAUAUUUAGAUCAUGACAACCACCAACUAUUGCUUGAAGAAAAUGAAAAAUCGGAUAUUAAUAAUGUACAAAAACCCAAUUCUUUAAUUACUAAUACAGAAAAAGAUAUACCUUUAUCAAAAUCAAACGAAAAUUCUGAAGAUCUAGAUGCCAAUAUAUUAGAACCAUCUGCUCAGAGUUUUACCGAUGAAAAUAAUGAAUUAUCAACAUUAGAAGUAACGUCCAAACCAACAGAAGAACCAAAUGAAGUUAAUUUGGCAGUAGUCGCAGCUGAUAAAAGUGAGGUUUAUCAAAUUAUACAAGAUGAUCCGGGAAUACAUUCAGAAAAAAUAAAAGAACCAAUUACUGAUUUAAAAUUAAAUCUAGAUACUCAAGAAGCUGACACUGAGACGCUUGUUGUUGAAAAUGUAGAAAACCUUUCGGAAACAGAAUCUGACGUAAUUCAUUUUAAAAGUAUUACAUCAAAAUCUAAAGACUUAAACGAGAAAAAUUGCUCGGAUUCUUUAAAGUCUGAAAACUUAGAUAAUCCGUUAGUUGGAGUAUUAGAUAUUGAUCUUACAGCAAACUUGGAGGAAUCAGUAAAUAGUAAUGAAGUUAUUGUACAUAGUGAAGUUAUUGAAGAAUCUACAGAAAAAAUUUCAUGUGAACUGGAACAAAACUCAAUUGUUGAUUUAUUACUUGUCUCAAAACCAGAAACUGAACCCAGUAACCAAAUAAACAAUUUGCUUAGUGACAUUAUGGAAACUGAAACUGAAUCUUCAGAGCUUGACUGUAAUAUAGAAAGUGAAAACGAUAAACAAACUGAAGAUUCCGACAAUAUAAAAAUACCUGGAAAUUCGGAGCAUAAAAUAUACGAAGAAGAAACAAAAUGUAUUGAAGAAGAACAAAUAAUAAACAUUAAUAAUACAACGUCAGAAAUAAAAGAGAACCUCAAUUUUAGUCAAAAUGAAAAAUUAGAAACAGAUGAAGUAAAAGAUCAAUUGGAAGACGUAAAUUCUAUCACUGAAGUCUUACAAACUAAUCCAGAAAUAUCUGAACUAGAAUCUGCAGUGAAAUUUCUUCGGGAAUCUGAAGAACAAAAUGAAUUAGAAACCAGUUUACUGUCAAAACCUCUGGAUGAUACAGCAAAUGAAUUAACUCCCGAAGAAGAGUUUUCAACGACAUACACACAAGAUCAAAAUAUUAGUCAAGACUUACCAGAAUCUGAAUCAGAAUUUGAAACCCUAACUAGUGAAUCAAUAGCAAUAUCUGAAGCUGAAAUAAUAACUGAAGCAGCUAAAUUAGAGAGUGAACGAAAACAAUUAAAUGAAGAAUCACUAGUAACAAUUAAUCAAGAUAGUAAUCUUCAAGUGAAUGAAAAAAGUAAUAUUUUGAUAACUCAAAUCCAAUCAUUAAAUGAAGAAAUUAACGCAUCAGCUGUUGACAUAAAUAUUGAGGUAAACCCAUCGCAAUGUUUAUUAACUAGAAAAACAGCAGUUAUUCCAAAAACAUCAAUUUUAGAAGAACGGUUGAAAGAACCACCAAAAAUAGAAAUCCCAGUUGUGGAUACUGCCACAGGAUAUGAUGGUCCAAUAAACCCAAGAUCAAGUUUAUUGAUUCAAAAAGAUGCAAAAAUGCCAAAUUACGAACAAUUGCUAGAAUCAUCAAAAGUUGAGAUGGAUAAAAUAAAAGACGAUAAUAAAAUAAUCGAUAAUGUGCGAAAAGAUUCUGAUAGACAUGAAGUUGAAAAUAUUAGCUCACCGUCGAGGAUUAUUUUAAAAAUAGCUAAAUCAGCUAUUGCUAGUUGUGGAGAACCCAAAUCUCCAAAAAGCCCUAAAAUACGUUCUACAACUGAUUCUCCAAAUCUUGAAGAUAGUCCUGGACAGAAGCUAGAAAAAAUAAAAUUAAAGUUAUCAAAAAGUGGACAUCCAUCGAUAAUUCCCAAUGAACUUGCAAAGGAAACAUCAAUGCAGUGGCAUACUGAAAGUUCUUCAUCACUUUCCCCUCUUGGAAUCAAAAGAAAAUUUUCAAGUGUGCAAUCAGAAACAAAAGAAACAUCAAAACAUAAAGUAGAAUCAAUUACAGAUUCUCCAAAACGGACGGAGUCUCCAAUUGCAAUGAAAAUAAAAUUAUCGAAAAGUGGAGACGCUUCAAUAAUUCAAUCCGAUACCCAAGACGAUGAAUUAAAGGAAAUGAAAAAUAAAGAAAAAAUAGAUUUUUCACAUGAAUCUAAAAGAACGGAAUCUCCACUAGGAGUUAAAAUAAAACGUCUGAAAACUAGUGAUCCAUCAAUUUCACUGUGUGAUUAUGAAGAAGGAAUCAACACAAAAGUAAAAGAAAAGAGAGACACUCAAGAUAAUCAAAAACGAACUGAUUCGCCAAUACCUGUGAAAAUGAAAUUAUCAAAGGUAGGUGGCGCUUCUAUCAUAACAGUUGACUCGACAAGCGAUUGUAAAGACAAAUUAGAAAUUCCAGAAGUUCCUCGACGGACGGAAUCACCUUUAGGAACAAAAAUAAUAAAAAUGUCAAAGACUGGAGAUGCAUCUAUCAUUUAUUCAGAGGUAUGUAAUGAUCAAAGUAAUCAAGGAUUUGAGUCAAGUCAAACAUGUAAUUUAUUCGAACCAUCAACCUCCAAAGACAUUGAUUCAACUAAUAUUUCAAAAAAAUCUGAAUCAUCUCUAGCCGUAAAAAUCAAAGUAUCAAAAGAUGGGGAAGCAAAAAUAGUUCACUCUGAAAAACAAAAUGAAAGUCAACAAUUAGUGGAAAUACAUGAUGAACAUAAUAAAAUUCAAAAAUCUGGUGAUUCAACGAGAAUUGAAUCAAUGAAAAUAAAAGUACCAAAAAGUGGCCAUCCAAUGAUUGUAACUAAUGAUACAGAAUUGUUAUACAACAAAGAUUCUUCAGACGUUCAAUGUACAUUUAUUCAGAAACGAGAACAACUUACCAAUAGAUCAGAGGUAACCAUUGAACCUAUAACUUAUAAUAGAAAACAAGAAGAAUUAUCAGAACAUCCAUUAAAACGUAAAGACGGCACUCCAAAUUCCUAUGAGUCGAAAAAAACUAAAUUAGAAGCUAAAUUGUCACAAAUUCUUCCUGAAGUUACAAUUCAGCCUAUUGUGCCAAAAGAUCAGCAACAACAAAGUCCGGCAGAUUAUAAUGAGUCAAGUGCAAGCCUGAUAAGUCGCGAGCAAAUGAAUGUUAUUAAUCAAGAAAUCAGUAUAACUCAAGUAAAAUUGGCAAAACCUUCGUCAGAUAUUAUUGGAGAAAAAUUAAAAAGUAUGUUAACUCAAUCGUCUAAUAAUAUGUCUGAUGAUUGUGAAAUAAUUGAACAAGAUCCAGAAUUAAUAAUUGUUAAUGAAAAUUCAAAUUCAAGCCAAGAUAUUAUGAUAAUUGACGAAGUAGCACCAAUAAGAGUACCAGACGUUAAAAUACCAAAAAAACGAGGGAGACCUAGACGAAAUGCUUUACCAUUUCAACGCCCAGAAACUGUUGAGAUAAAUCAAGAUCCUCUUGCAAUAGAUGAAACUUCUUAUAUUGUUGGUACUGCAGAACCUAAAGAAAAUGAAAGACCAAAAAGAACAUGUCGAAGUCAAAAGAGUUAUGCACCACCCAAACGAGGACGUGGACGCGGUCGUGGAAAAAGAAAGUUUGACCGAUCGGAUAUUGGUAUCAGUAAAAAAAUGCGACUUGAGCAAAACUUAUCGGCGAUUGAAAAUUCUACAACAGCAUUGAUAACUUUGGAUGAGGAAUCGACAUCAUCUGAAAUACAAAAUGAUUCUUCGGAGCUUUAUAAAGCACUUCGUCAACCAUUAAAAGGUAUGUUAUUAAAUUCUUUUAUACUAUCUUCAUUAGGAGAUGAUGGUACACAAUGUUCAAUACUAAACCAAUCUCGUGUAGUAGUUUCAGAUCAUCUGAAGAAAGCUAACGACUCAAACAUUAAAGAACCGAAAGAAUCUUCUGGUAUUCCAGAUCAUCAAAAUUGGUUAACCCCAUUGUCGAAAAAACAAAUCGACAACAAUCGUAAUGAUGGAAUAUCCAUGGUUCAAGUUUUGGAUGAAGAAACGCGAAUGAGUGCUGAAUCUGUUUCUAGAUCUCAAACACCUGCCAGAAAUAUUCCCAAUCAAGAAACAACAAUUAAUGAAGAAUCUCAAGGAAGUGUUAUAAGUACCGCUACAACAGAAUCAGAAAAAGUAAAAGUGAAAAAUCGAAGAAUGGAAAUAAAUUUUGAUCCAGACGAAGGGCCAUUUACAGUUGAAAAAAUAGCUGAAUAUGAAUGGCCAUUGGAUCGUAAAGGUGAAACAUUUAUGAUCCAAGAACAAAUAUCACAGUAUCUUGGUGUUAAAUCAUUUAAAAGAAAAUAUCCAGAUUUAAAAAGACGCAUGGUUGAUAUGGAAGAAAGAAAUUAUUUAAGAGAAAAUUUACUUGUUAAUGAAGCUAUGUGUGACAUGGGAUUAACUGCAAUUUGUAGCUCAGAAGUACUUGAUAUUAUGUGUAGUGAUUUUCCUGAUCAAUAUGAAGAGUAUCGUAAGCAUAUGCGUGAAAAACAAAUAAAAGAACACUCGAAAAAACAAAAAGAACUCACCGCAGCAGCUAAUGCUGAAAAAAAUCGUAUUGAUCUUGCUGAAAUGGCUGUUCAGUCAGCUUUAUCGUGGAAUGUUAACUUUAACAAAGCACGUAAUGAGUCACGAAGAUGUAGUUUAGAUCUUCAAACGUUUACUAUUCAUGUACCGACAAAACAACCUAAAAUCAAUGAUGAAAAUAAAAUUAGUCAUUAUCCAGUAGCCCUUAUUCCUGGACAGUAUACUGAUUAUUAUCGAGAGUAUACGCCGGCAGAAUUAAGAUAUUAUCCUCUAAAUACUGUUCUUUAUGGACCAAUGAGGCCUAACGAACGAAAAUUCGAUAGUCAAUCUGAAGGUUCUCAAAGUGAUAGUGACAGUGAUUCAUCUUCUGAUGAUUCCAGCUGUUCAUCUAGUGAAGGUACCCAAGAUACCGAAGAAUCACAAUCAACAAUAGAUGAUGUAGAUAUUGAAUUAUCGAACCAAAAAGAUAAAUCAUUCAAAUGCAAAAUGUGUCUCAAGCAUUUAAAUAAGAAUAAUAAAACAGAAGUUUUAAUUCAAUGUGGUACUUGCCAUGGACAUGUACAUCCAUCGUGCUUAGACUUGACUCUAGAUAUGGUUCCUCAUAUUCAUGCCUAUGCUUGGCAGUGUACAGAUUGUAAAACAUGUGCACAAUGUCAUGAUCCAGCAGAUGAAGAUAAAAUGCUCUUCUGCGAUAUGUGUGAUAGAGGAUACCACAUUUAUUGUGUUGGUUUGAGAAGAGUACCACAAGGUCGAUGGCACUGUCAAGAAUGUGCAAUUUGUGCGAGUUGUGGUUCAAGGGAAGCUGGUGGCAUGAAUGCUGACCGAAAUAGUGUAGCACAAUGGCAACAUGAGUACAAAAAAGGCGAUAAAAAUACUAGAAUUUACGUGUCUACACUCUGUGUACCUUGCUCCAAGCUAUGGAGGAAAGGUCGUUAUUGCCCACAUUGCAGUCGCUGUCAUACUGUGUCAAGACUCGACGUGGAAGAAAAUCUUGUGCACUGCAGUGCAUGCGACAAAUAUCUGCACUUAGAGUGUGUGGAGAACAAGAUAAUCGAUAGAAAAAAUUAUCAAUGUGAUGUUUGUAUGCAAAAUCGCCAACGAAUAAUUAAAUCUUCAGUAUCCAAAGCCAUUAGAGCAUAA